Gracilinanus agilis (Agile Gracile Mouse Opossum) is the source of this 1191-nucleotide messenger RNA. Its product is annotated as zinc finger protein 665-like. Gene Ontology annotation, molecular function: RNA polymerase II cis-regulatory region sequence-specific DNA binding; DNA-binding transcription factor activity, RNA polymerase II-specific. The coding region runs from base 1 to 1191 and encodes 396 amino acids. NCBI's taxonomy places the organism in Eukaryota, Metazoa, Chordata, Mammalia, Didelphimorphia, Didelphidae. Gene Ontology annotation, biological process: regulation of DNA-templated transcription. The record is from RefSeq and is a predicted model, not a curated record. The transcript has 3 exons.
AUGGAUGCUGGAGGGAGAAAGCUUAAGAAACUCCUGUCUGGAAUCCACUCUGGAGAGAAACCUUAUGAAUGUAAACAAUGUGGAAAGACUUUCAGACAGACGAGCAAUCUUGCUGCACAUUGGAGAAUGCACACUGGAGAGAAGCCUUAUGAAUGUCAUCAAUGUGGAAGGAGUUUUAGGCUGAACUCCUAUCUUACUGCACAUCAGAGAAUCCACACUGGAGAAAAACCUUAUGAAUGUAAUCAAUGUGGAAAGGCUUUCAGAAAGUCAUCCAUACUUGUUCAACAUAACAGAAUCCACACUGGAGAGAAACCUUAUGCUUGUAAUCAAUGUGGAAAGACUUUCAGAAUCGGUUCUGUUCUCCUUAACCAUCAGAGAAUCCACACUAGUGAGAAACCUUAUAAUUGUAGUCAGUGUGGAAAGAGUUUCAAAUGUAAGCCUGGCCUUGCUUCACAUCAGAGAAUCCACACUAGUGAGAAACCUUAUAGUUGUAGUCAGUGUGGAAAACGUUUCAAAUGUAAGCCUGGCCUUGCUUCACAUCAGAGAAUCCACACUGGAGAGAGACCUUAUGAAUGUAAACAAUGUGGAAAGACUUUCAGACAGAGGGGCAAUCUUGCUGCACAUCGGAGAAUGCACACUGGAGAGAAGCCUUAUGAAUGUCAUCAAUGUGGAAGGAGUUUUAGGAUAAACUCUAGUCUUACUGCACAUCAGAGAAUCCACACAGGAGAAAAACCUUAUAAGUGUAAUCAGUGUGGACAGAGUUUCAGACAGAGUAGCACUCUUGCUGAUCAUCAGAGAAUCCACACUGGAGAAAAAUCUUAUGAAUGUAAUCAAUGUGGAAAGGCUUUCAGAAAGUCAUCCAUACUUGUUCAACAUAACAGAAUCCACACUGGAGUGAAACCUUUUGCAUGUAAUAAAUGUGGAAAGACUUUCAGACGCAAUUCUGACCUUGCUCAACAUAAGAGAAUCCACACUGGAGAGAAACCUUAUGAGUGUAAUCAAUGUGGAAAGACUUUCAGACUGAAGGGAAAUCUUGUUGUUCAUCAGAGAACUCACACUGGAGAGAAACCUUAUGAAUGUAAUCAAUGUGGAAAGACUUUCAGGCAUUACUUCAGUCUUGCUGAACAUAAGAAAAUCCACACAGGAGAGAAACCUUUUGUAACAGAACCUUUCACAGAGGCUGUCAGUUAA